UCCAGUUCAAGUUAGAAGAUUUUUUAGCUUCUGAACAACGCAUUUCGUCAAAGAUAUCUGGCAGCUCUGGCAAAAUUUAUGUUUGUUUUGUAUUAUUCUGUCAUACAGUUGGCAAAUAUUUUUUGCCUCAGAUUGAACAAAGGAUAUUCGAUAUUAUCAGUCAUGAUAGGUUCACUGAUAAAAAAUAAUACUUUGUUUAUAACGCAGUCAGCGCAACGGUUAUCGAGAAGUUAUUGUUCAAUUAAAAGCGUGUGUUGGAGUUGUAACAAACCUUUACCAAACGAUAGAAUUUUUUUUUGUGAAGUUUGCGGUUCACUUCAAAAAGUUGAACACCAGAAUUUCUUCAGACUGCUUGAUGUACCAAACACAUUUGUAGUCAAUGGAACAAUAUUGUCAGCUAAUUUUCGUCAACUGCAAAGCAUACUGCAUCCGGAUAAGUUCAGCCAAAAAUCGGAAGAGGAAAAGAUAAACUCUCUCGAGUGGAGUUCAUUGAUAAACAAAGCUUAUAAAACUCUAACUGACCCUUUAGAAAGAGCUAAGUAUAUUUUAAACCAAGAAGGUGUUUUGAUUGAUGAAGAAAAUACUUCUGUGGACCCAGAUUUUUUAUCAGAUAUGAUGGAUCUAAAUGAACAGGUAGAGGAAGCCGACAAUACUAUAAAGUUACAAGAGUUAGCUGAAUCCGUCAAAAGUGAUAUAAAUAAACUAUAUGGUACACUUCAUGAACAUUUUGCUAGAAAUAAUUUGGAUGAAGCUAAAGCAGCGUCUGUUAGACUAAAAUAUUUAUCAAAUAUCGAUAAUGUUAUAAAAGAAAAAAUAUUAAAAUAUAGUCUUGAGUAGUUAAUGGUAAUUAAUUAUGUUGCUUCUUAUAAAAAUUAACAUCUGA
Molecule: messenger RNA, 883 nt
Organism: Wyeomyia smithii (pitcher-plant mosquito)
Lineage: Eukaryota; Metazoa; Arthropoda; Insecta; Diptera; Culicidae
Gene: Hsc20
Product: co-chaperone protein HscB homolog
Exons: 3
Coding region: 79-837 (252 amino acids)
Biological process (GO): protein complex oligomerization; [2Fe-2S] cluster assembly
Cellular component (GO): mitochondrion
Molecular function (GO): ATPase activator activity; protein-folding chaperone binding
Source: RefSeq, a predicted model, not a curated record